CCCGCAAAUAGCAACUGUUACACAGGUCGGGAUAUCUGGCCCAACUUCCCUCAAUACCUUCCAUUCCGGUCUCCUUUUUUAUCAACCAGUGGACGCCGCAUUACACCCACCUGGCCAAUUAAACCCAUCUCCGAGGUAAAACGCACGAAGAAUGUCUAUACAUAA
Molecule: messenger RNA, 165 nt
Organism: Trichoderma asperellum CBS 433.97
Lineage: Eukaryota; Fungi; Ascomycota; Sordariomycetes; Hypocreales; Hypocreaceae
Source: RefSeq, a predicted model, not a curated record